Molecule: messenger RNA, 2103 nt
Organism: Leptomonas pyrrhocoris
Lineage: Eukaryota; Euglenozoa; Kinetoplastea; Trypanosomatida; Trypanosomatidae
Exons: 1
Coding region: 1135-2103 (322 amino acids)
Source: RefSeq, a predicted model, not a curated record
AGGAAAAUCCUCUUCUCGUUUGCUUUCGUUUUCAUUCUGCUUUAAAGCUUUUUAUUCCUCCUUUCCGGUCCCUCUUGGCUCAGCUCUGCGCCCCCUCGAGCGAGUCUGCGUGAAGUCGUCAUGGAAGCGACUGAAGGUGUCUGUGUCUCGCUGCAUUCCGUUUUCGCAUUCACUGCUGCCACAUUUCCAUUGCUGCACUGUGCGCUGUUCACACAAACACACACACGGCCGGUUCUUUAUUCUCCCUUUUGUUAGUUGCUUAAAAUAUAUAUAGGGAAAGAAACACCCCUUUUCGAUGGCUUAUGUCCCUGCGCUCCCGCACGCCUUUUCAGAAAGUGGGUGACUGACGCAACAACGCUCCUUCGUUUAGUUGGGGAGAGAGGGCGAAAGAAAGGAAGAAAAGGGACGGUGUGUGGUAGGGCGGCAUUGGGUUCCGCCGAGUGCGAUCUCGCCCCCUCCCCUAAGCCCAACCCAACCAGCUGCUGCGUUUAUGAUUCUGCUUUUCUUUCUUUUCCGAGACGGCACUUACUCCGUUGUUCUCCUCUUACCAUCUUGUCGUUCUUCGUUGCCUUCUCUUUGUGUUCUUGUGUCGUUUCUGCGACCACUUUACCUUCUACACGCUUUCACUGUCCAUAUCUACAACAACCUUAUAUAUAUAUUGCUGGCCCAAACCCACAGCUUUGUUCGUUGUUGUUUCAAGUAUAUAUCCAUCUAUCAUCACCAUUCAGCGUAAAUCUUUUUUCCCCCUUUUUCCCUGUCCCCCCUUCACUCCGUACAGAGAAGAAAACGUUCUUUUUUGAAAUAUCUCUGUCUCUUGCGUUUGUCUUCUCUGUACUUACUUCCCCUCAUUUUUUAUGAAAGAAGUGUCUCCUUUUCUAUUUCCAAAUAAAAGAGCUUAUUAGCUUUAGUGUUGUCCUUUGACUUUCCCUCUUCCUCUUCUUCUUCGUUUUUACGAUUGACGCCGUUCGUCCUCGGCGAACCUGCCAUCGCACGCUUUGUUUUCGUUUCCGUUUUCUGAAUCCACAUCUUUCACAUCAGCUAUUCGUGUGAAAUACGAAGUUGGUUAUACAAAACGAAAAUACGCAAGAGAACUGUAUACGUCUUUGCAUUCUCACUAAAAAAAGGUUUAAAAAAAUGGCGUCUUCUGCGGCGACACAGCUCUUCCGCGACUUCGUGUGGCAGCCCAUUUCCCCCUCCGCGAAGGGGCCCUCGAAUCUUCCCAUUCGUCGCCCGAGCAACACGAGUGCGCACAACGAAAAUGCAGAUGUGCUGGUCACCGCACCGGGCCUCACGGCCGGCGUGCAGCAACUCAACCGAUCCAUUCGCCGCCGCCUCGUCGCCCGUCGGCGCUUCAAGGACGACCACCACGACACGUGCAUGUUCAUUGAGCGCUCCAAGAACCAGAACGUGGUCGCCUACACGGCGAACUUGGUGGACGGCAAGACGGGCGCCGCUGUCGCGAGCGGAGCGAAGCGGGCCGAUGUCACCUUCAAGGCCAGCGAUCCGCUGCGGGCAUACUGGGUCAAGAUCGAGCCGGAGCACGUCGCCCGCCGCCGCGCCCGCGGCGAGACGGAGGACAUCUGCGAGCUGAACAUGGUGGAACGCAAGCUGGCCUUCGGCUGCAAUGCGAGCCUCCUCACAAAGGAGAAGUUUAUGGCGGAGGUGUUGCCAGACAAAGCCGCGCGCAGUGCGGCCACCGCAGCGGAGAUGGAGGCGAUUGCGCUGCUGUACGACGAGCUGCAUCCCUGUCUUUGCAAGUUCGUGGCCAUGUCGUCGUGGCCGGUAUGGAUGGUGCGGCUGCCGCCGCUGACGGAGAGCACGUCGACCGCGACCGCCGCGCUCGACACGGACGACGACGCCUCUCCGGUUUCGAUGCGGGCGUCUCGUGAGGGAGAAGACGCGGAGGCGAUGGCGUUUAACGCGAACGACACCGUCGUGGCGAUGCUCGCCUUGAUCAAUGGCGAGCUGAGCGUGGUGGAGAGCGUGUACGUGAGCAGCGUGGAGCCGAAGCGCUUCUACCAGCUGCCCAAGGUGGAGUACAUCGAGGUGCACGGCACGUCCCUCGCCACCGGCAAGCCGACCUAUGAGAAGCGGACGACCUAG